AUGGACGACCUCAACGGGCUGAGUUGGUCCAACUCAAAUGCCCCCGCCAAACCCCCACCGAUGUCAUCUAGUACUCUGUUUCCCAAUGUGCAGUCCAGCGGGAACUCUGGUCGAUCUACUCCUUUAUCUGCGACCUCAAUGCGAUCAAUUUCCCCCGCUAAACCCGCCGCUCCAGUCGCAGAUAGCUUCGCGAACCUCGUAUCCUUCAACUCGUCUGCCUCCAACAAGAACCUUUCAUUAAUAGAGCAGCAAAAGAAAUUACAAGAAGAGAAGGCGAAGAAGGAUGCUGCGGAUCAGAAGCGCCUAGAUGCGCAGUUUGGAGCGCAGAAUUCGCAGUUCUGGGACAACCUCGAGGCAGGCCGCACGCCGAGCCCUGCCGUUGGAUCUUCAAUACAACCAACCGACGAUGAUGACUUGCUGGCUGCUUUUAGUGCCUCGGCGCCUGUCGACGCGUCUACGAAUUUUCCGAUUCCAACCUCUACCUCGUCUCCUCGGCCUCACACAAAUAUCUCAAUGCUGAAUAGCGGAGGAGGAAUGGCAAUGCAUGAUAAUUCGGGCGGGUUGGAUUCCUUUGAAGACGAUGAUCCCUUUGGGUUGAACCAAUUGAGGUCGAAACAAGCACCUGCGCCGGCCGCUACCCAAGAUGACGACGAUGACUUCCUCGGUUUGCUUGGAAAGCCGGUGUCCGAGAUCCCGCCCCAGCGAAGGACGCCAGAACCGCGAACCACUUCUCGGGGUUUAGAAGAACGUGACCCGUCUCCUUUGCCUUCUAGCGACGCCGAUCGGGCGAUUGCUGAAUUAGUUGACAUGGGCUUCCCAGCGGAUAGAUCUCGCGAGGCUUUGAAAAAUACUUCAUCAGGCACCGAUGUUCAAGCUGCGGUGAGUUGGCUGCUCACGCAAGCGCAUGCUGAAUCCCAUAAGAAGGUGCAAGGAAGAUCGACUGCAAAUGGCCGCUCUGGCAACCAAGAGGGGCGAAGUCAGAACCGGAGUCGCCAUGGUCCUUCUUGGUUAGAAGACCAGACCCCCCGCGUGCGCGAGGACAGCAGAAGUCCAGCUCCUGGGGAGAAAGACGCAGCUCAGAUCGCGUCUCAAUUCGGAAACAACUUGCUGAAAACAGCAAACUCCUGGUGGAAAACCGGAAGUAAGAAAGUUCAGCAAGCUGUAAAUGAAUUCAAUACAGAGCAUGACCCUAGCCAACCGAAAUGGAUGCGAGAUGCAUCCGAAUCUCGUGAGGAGUCACUUCCACCACGACAGCCUCCCCGGCGCGCCGAAGGAACAGGUCAGCCGCAGGAGCAGAAGGCUAGCGAUUUUACAGAUGAGGCUAUUCUGUUGGAGGCUGGGAACCCGCGCCCUCGCAAGCCACUUCGCCCCUUUAAACCCUCUCCAGAUGGUAAUGAUCUCCGCCACCAGCCAUCUCCAGUCAGCCAACAACAACAACAACAACAACAACCAAAUUUCCUCCAACAUCCCUCGCGACAACCCGUGUCUGAGCCCAGGUCUCGCGCGUCACGUUUCGCAGCAGAGGAGCAGCCCGCACAAGCCUACCAGAAGCCAACGUGGAUCUUUUCGAUUCUCCUGCGCCUUCAUCAAACCGCUCGCACCCUACACCUCCUGCUCAAUCCGCACGGCCCAAACCUAGCCCUGCCUCUAUCCCUGUCCGACCCAAAGCACCGCCCCGCUCUAUCCCACCCGUAUCUGCGGAAGCUUUGCAAUCUUACACACCGACAUCGCGAGAAAGCAGCAGAGGCAUAUAAGCGGGGCGACUAUGCGGCUGCACACCAGAGCUUCUCGACGGCACUCAGCAUGUUGCCAGAGAAACACCCAAUCACGGUGAUGAUCCGCAGCAAUCGCGCCAUGACGGGUCUUAGGAUCGGCGAGCCUAAAGCUGCAAUUGAAGACGCCGACACCAUCCUCGAUGUGAUCGGUCCGUCGCGCGGUGAAGGCGAGAUGAUCGACCUAGGAAACGGCGAGUCUGCCAAGCCAAUGAAAGACUUCUUCGGGAAAGCCCUCAUGCGCAAGGCGGAGGCCCUUGAGCAACUUGAGCGGUGGGCUGAUGCAGCGCAGGUCUGGAAAUCUGCUGUCGAGGCAGGACACGGUGGAAGCACCAGUAUCCAGGGUCGCAAUCGGUGUGAAAAAGCUGCAGGGAUCAGCAAACCCCCGUCCAAGCCUGUUGUUCCCGUCAAGAAGGCUGCGCCUGCGCCUAAGAAGGCCUCUGCUUUGUCUGAUCUCUCGGGCUCGGGCUCGGGACAAGAUUUUGAGGCUGUUAAUCGCUUGCGUGAGGCCAACAAAGCUGCAGAACGUGCUGACGAAGAGAAGUUCGCUCUGUCAGAGAGCGUGGAUGCACGAAUUGAAGCCUGGAAGGGCGGUAAGCAAGACAACUUGCGUGCACUUUUGGGUAGCUUGGAUACUGUUCUGUGGCCUGAGGCUGGCUGGAAGAAAAUCAGCUUGGCAGAGCUUGUUUUGCCGAAUAAAGUAAAGAUCCAGUACAUGAAGGGGAUUGCAAAGGUCCACCCGGAUAAAAUCCCUACCAAUGCCACGACUGAGCAGCGUAUGAUCUCCAGUGCUGUCUUCGGAACCCUGAACGAAGCCUGGGAUAAGUUCAGGGUCGAAAACAAUCUCUAA
Molecule: messenger RNA, 2622 nt
Organism: Penicillium chermesinum
Lineage: Eukaryota; Fungi; Ascomycota; Eurotiomycetes; Eurotiales; Aspergillaceae
Product: UBA/TS-N domain protein
Exons: 3
Coding region: 1-2622 (873 amino acids)
Biological process (GO): clathrin coat disassembly; clathrin-dependent endocytosis
Cellular component (GO): vesicle; cytoplasm; intracellular membrane-bounded organelle
Molecular function (GO): clathrin binding
Source: RefSeq, a predicted model, not a curated record